Molecule: messenger RNA, 4302 nt
Organism: Brassica napus (rape)
Lineage: Eukaryota; Viridiplantae; Streptophyta; Magnoliopsida; Brassicales; Brassicaceae
Product: putative F-box/LRR-repeat protein At5g02930
Exons: 3
Coding region: 137-1501 (454 amino acids)
Molecular function (GO): protein binding
Source: RefSeq, a predicted model, not a curated record
UCUAGUGAAUUAAUUAAGAAAUAAAUCCGGUGCAAUUGGAUUAUUAAGAAAUUUUUUUUUUUACAUAAGAGGUUGAUUGAAAUAUCUUAUUUAACACAGAAAAAAAAAUUCAGGAUUGAUCGAAAUCCGAACGGCCAUGGAAGAACCACCACCGAAGGAGGAAAGUAACGCCCGUGCGGGUGCACAAAACCCUAGCAACCUCUUUGGCGGUGUAGACUCAAUCAGCUCUCUACCAGACGAGAUGCUCCACCAUUUCUUCUCCUUUGUUCCGACCAAGGUAGCCAUCACAACUAGCGUCUUGUCCAAACGUUGGAGGCAUGUGUGGUACAAGACACCUUAUCUCUCUUUUCCCCAUCACAAAUCAUCUCUUGAAUCGAUUCACGAAACCCUAGCCAGCUACACUGCCCCAAAAAUCAUGAGAUUCCAUCUCUACGUUGACAGAGAAACAUCCGAAGCCAGCGAAAGGAGUCAUCACCACGUUGAUAGCUUGAUCAAGUUUGCAAUCUCCCCCAACGUGGAGAAGCUUUCUUUGGUAUUGAAUGCAUACUACGUUUUUCCAGAUUUCUUCUUCAGCAAUUCAUCCCUAAAGCAACUCAUCUUGGAUUCAUGGAACUAUAUUAGACCCAAAUGCACCGUUUCUUGGACAUCACUUCAGAACUUGUCUUUGAGGAACUCUUCACUCGAUGAAUCUUUUAUUAAGGUUCUGUCUGGUUCUCCAAUGCUGGAAUGCUUGACAUUGCAGUCUUGUUCACUUUCUUGUCUUGAUCUGAGUGAAUCACCGCGCCUUAGACGACUGGAUUUAGAAUUCUUCAAUUCUUCUCCAAGAAAAUGUCAUAUAGUGGCUCCUCAUAUCCAUUACUUGAGAAUGAUAGAUUUUACGCAAAAAUAUAGUUUAGUUGAUGUCUCCUCCUCUUUAAUAGAAGCUAACAUAGACACUAUCUAUUUCUUACCUCGAUUCUGGUGUACUCAAGAUGAUCCCUCGAAGGAUCCCUCAAAGCAUGAUUACCAAGUGAUGAUGCAAACGAUGCUAGAAAAGUUGCAGAACGUUGAGAACCUUACUGUUGGGCUUAGCUUUCUUGAGAUGCUAUCUAUUGCCGAGUUCAGUGGUGUUCAUUUCCCGACGUUUAAGGUCAAAACGUUGACUCUUAAAACAACAAUUUUGCGAUCUGCGGUUCUUGGUAUAGCAAAGCUGCUACAAAACUCACCUGAAUUAAAGAAAAUUGUUUUUUACAAAACUGAAGAUUGGAACUGCUCAGUGGAGAAAUAUGCUAAUCGCUACAUGGAGCCACAAGACCUGAUCUUUCCUGCUAAGUCAGCGUUUAAAGCUGCAAAGCCGGAUCUCGUGGCUUCCUUCAUGGAACUUUUGCUGCGAAACACAAGAACACUAGAGACAUUGGUUCUCCAGUUGAGGAGUUGCCUUAAUACAUCAAAUUAUGAUGAGCUGUCUCAAAUCGCUCUUACACUUUCUCACAAAAAUAAGGUCUCCAUUGUGCUGAAAUGAUCGAGUGGUGUUAUAUUAUGUAUCAUGGGUUUCUAGUGUUGGGCCAUUCAACAAUUUUAUUAAUUUGCUAAUUCUACUGAUAAGAGAGGAAUUUGUUUCAGGUGCACCUGAUUUAGUUAUAGUAGUAAGCAUGCAAAGAAACGAAACUACUUCAAUAGAAAUAAAUAAAACCAUCAGUGUUCAUCUUCUUUGAUCGAGCUAUAUCUUUUUCGUUUUAAUUAAGUCUCUGCAAUUUCUUACUUUUUUACACGUCCUAAUUGUAUAUGCAUAAUCUUCAGCUUCCACUAUUUUAACAAGAUUAUCAGAUAUCUUCAAGGUACAAUUUUUCAUGGGCUUCAAGCCUUCAACUGCGCAAGUCUUGGCUCUGUUUGAUCUCUGUUGCUGCUUUUUCUAAGAAAUUUGCUGCUCAAAACGCCACUCUUGUGUUCUGUGACAACAUCAGUUCAUUUUAUCUUGCAAGCAACAUCAGUUUAAGUUAUCUCCACUGUACGUGAAAAGGUAGCUAUGUGUGUUAAAGUUUUUCAUGCACAUUCUUGACUCCCGUUUGCAGACAUCCUUACAAAAAGACUUCUUCUAUCUUUCUUUGUUGGCUUAUCUCCGAGCUUCCCUACCUCAUUUAAAAGAUCAAUAAUGUACGUUUUGGGGAUAAGAAGAGCUUUCUUUCCUUACCUCAUUUAAAAGAUCAAUAAUGCACUUUUUGGGGAGAAGAAGAGCUUUUUUAAAAAACAGCAUACUCCAAUUCAUAGGAAUUAUUUUAGCUCACCUAGAUCUUUAAUAUCAAAAACUGAUUCGAGGAAAAGUUUAGUAGAAUAUAUAUAUAUAAAGGGUAGGUUAGUCAUUCAUCUAAACCUACUAUAGAGGUGUGUGAUCUAUCAUUCUUUGGGAUAAGAUAGAUAUUUGUUGCUUGAAUUCAAUUAAUUAGAGAUAUUAUAAUGGACUAAGUUAGUCCAGUAAGAUAUGCAUCGGAACUAGCAAUGAUUUGGCUAUGAAAUUUGAAUUAUUCAAAACGUACUUGAUAUAUACAAGACAAAAAUAAUUAAAAUAGUUGGUGGACCUUAUACUUGACAAGUUUGCCAACGAUUAAAUUCUGCAUUCAAUCUGCAAACCACAACAUUUUUACUUGUACAUGUUAUAUAUAGCAAACCAAAUGAACUAAAAUUUCUGUAUCUAAACUCAUUAAAUCCUUUUGUGUAAAAAUGGCUAUGAUAGGCUUAUUUGGAGUCUUCAUAGCAUUCAUUUUCUUCCUUGUAUUCCAAUGUUUCUUUCUUUGCAAGAAAUCUCACAAUGUGGCUUUGCUGAAGAACUGGCCUUUCCUUGGGAUGCUUCCCGGAAUACUCUUCAAUAUCCCUCGAAUUUUUGAUUGGCUUUCUGAGGUUCAUGAGGCCAACGAUAUGACUUUCGCUUUCAAAGGGCCUUGGUAUAGUGGAACAGACAUGUUGUUCACUGUUGAUCCGAGGAAUAUCAAUCACAUGCUCAGCUCAAACUUUCCGAAUUACCCUAAAGGACCUGAAUUCAAGAAGAUCUUUGAUAUCUUGGGAGAUGGAAUUGUAGCAGCUGAUAUGGAGUUAUGGGAGGAUCUGAGGAAGUCAGGUCACGCCUUAUUCCACCAUCAGAACUUCCUGAAGCUCACAGUAAGUAGCACUACAAGUAAGUUAAAGAAUGAUCUUGUUCCAUUACUUGAUCAAGCUGCUGAGGAAAACAUUUUCAUAGACUUACAAGAUGUGUUCCAGAGAUUCAUGUUUGAUACUGCCUCCAUUUUGAUGACUGGUUAUGAUCAAAUGUCUCUAUCCACUGAAAUUCCCGGAUAUGAGUUUGGUGAAGCUGCGGACUUCGCUGAAGAAGCUAUCAUCUAUAGACAUCUCAAACCGGUGAUCUUGUGGAGGCUUCAAAACUUGAUUGGUGUUGGAGUUGAGAGGAAGAUGAGAACUGCUUCGGAGUUUUUCAACAGUAUGUUUGCAAAGAUCAUAUCCACAAGAAGAAAAGAAGAGAAAAGUGGCGGGAAAAAAGAGCAAACUAUCAACGCAGUAACAUACAUACUAUUUGAAUGCAGAUACAGCCAAAUAUAAGCUGUUGAAACCUAGUAACGAUAAGUUUGUAAGAGACGUUGUUUUGAGUCUAUUGGUAGCAGGAAGGGACACCUCAAGCUCAGCUCACACUUGGUUCUUCUGGCUUCUUUCUAAGCAUCCUCAAGUUAUGACCAAGAUCCGACAAGAGAUCAACGCAAAGUUUGAUCCGACAGAUCUGGAGAAGCUUGUGUAUCUACACGCUGCGUUGUCGGAAUAAAUGAGACUCUACCCACCGGUUCCCUUCAACCACAAGUCUCCUUCAAAGUCAGAUGUGCUUCCAAGCGGGCACAGAGUUGAAGCAGAAUCAAAGAUUGUGAUCUGUAUCUACGCAUUGGGUAGAAUGAGAUCUGUAUGGGGAGAAGACGCAUCAAAGUUUAAACCAGAGAGAUGGAUUUCAGAGAAUGGAGGGCUCAAACAUGAACCUUCAUCCAAGUUCUUGGUUUUUAACUCAGGUCCAAGAACUUGCUUGGGUAAACAUAUAGCUCUUUUACAGAUGAAGAUGGUAGCUGUGGAGAUCAUACAAAAUUAUGAUUUCAUGGUCGUUGAAGGUCAGAAGAUCAAACCAGCCCCCUCUGUCCUUCUCCGAAUUAAACAUGGUCUUAAAGUUACAGUCAGUAAGAAUAUAUGAUGCUUAUGUUUGCCUGGUUUCUACGGUAACUAUUUGUUUCCCCUUGUGGAUAAUAAAUGGGCCAGUACUUGUAUUAUUUUCCAAGCAAUAUCUAUCAAAAUCUAGUA